AUGAUUGAUGAAGACUCGAUUUCGGUUGUGAUCACAGCCUCGAAGGAGAUUGAGCGCGUUAGCACGCCUGGACAGUUUGAAGGUGACGUCAAGCGACAUGUUAAGGGUCAUAUGUACACUAUCUACACGGUCUUCGUGCGCAACGUCACGACUGGAGGAAAAUGCAUCGUGCGGAGGCGCUACUCGGACUUUUUCAAGCUGCGGAAGGAAUUGAUGGAACUUGUGUCAUGGGGUCACUGCAAUUAUUGCGAGCAAUAUCUGCAGCAAAUUGCCGACUACCCAUUUCCGCGCCGACGGCUACUGCGCUCGAGUCGUGCGGCUGUAGUGAAAGAGCGUAUGGACAGCCUCGGACUUUUCCUAAGGCAUAUACUUCUUUGCAUCAUGGCUCGUAGGUUUGAGAGUUGCUCUCAAGCUUGCGAUAAGAUCCGGAAUUGCAUCAUACACUCCUUUCUGCAAAUGGAGCACGCGGAGUCACUAUUCCCGACUAUGGCGUCAAAACAGCGCCCAAUUGAAAUUUUACAAGCCAUGGAAGAGAAGCGUCAGCAGCAGGUCAAGGCGGCAGGUCUUCGCUCCAAGAGUCAGGCAUUUACGUUGCAUUCGGACCAGAACAACCAGUCCAUACUGUCGCGCAAUCAGCGUCAGGUAGGAACAGACACUUGCCAUCUCUGUCUUCAAAAAUGGACGCACUGCUAUUGCAAUAGCGACCAGGAUUGCGUAUUCCCUGUCAAUGUUGUCACAGAAAGCGACGACAAAUGUCCUACGCAAGAGUGUUCUAGUGGCUCAGUAGAUAGUGACGUUAGUCGAUGCAGUCGAUGCGAGAAUGACUGGAAUCAUUGCUACUGUUGCCAACAGAUGUCUCCCGCUAUCUCAUUAGUAAGUUCCGAUCACUGA
Messenger RNA from Plasmopara halstedii, 891 nucleotides. RefSeq lists its product as hypothetical. The record is from RefSeq and is a predicted model, not a curated record. The transcript has a single exon. NCBI's taxonomy places the organism in Eukaryota, Oomycota, Peronosporomycetes, Peronosporales, Peronosporaceae. Gene Ontology annotation, molecular function: phosphatidylinositol binding. The coding region runs from base 1 to 891 and encodes 296 amino acids.